GCGAGGGAGCCGUCGGCACCGCUGACUUCAAACAAACACGUGACGGAAAGAUGAAGCUGAGAGGAAAGGCUACGUAGCUAUUCGUGAACACUGGAUAUUGAUUAAGUUCAAUUGGCGAUUUGUUUGCACUCAGCAUCUGUCACGACCUUUAAACUGCGCGCGCACUGCAGCCAGAUUUCCACGGGAGAUAUUUAACACGUGCCCGUGGAGCUCCUGUAUCCAUCAAUUGUCCGACGGCACGUGAACGCAGCGGUUGCCCAAACAAGUUAAUUGAGACUCUUGCUGUGGUGAUGUUGAAUCUAAGGAUUCCCUGAUGACAAUGAAGUUUCCAUACCGAGAGCCUGCCUUUGUCACCUUCUGUCGUCAAACAACCUCUUAAACACGCUUAAAGCAUAUAUUCCAGCAUAGUCCUUGCCUUAUUGCUACCCUUCCACUGUAGCUACCAGCAAACUCUUAAACACUAUCCAUCUGCUCAGCAUUUAGCUUUUAGCUGUGAAAGGCUCCUCCAUAUUUUUUUCUCACUUCAGAGAACUUCCAUUCCCAGAUGAUGCGGACGGACAGCAAAGGCCGGAGCGCCUCCCCUCACAGGAUAACCUAUAAGUCUGGCUUCCACGCCAUCAAAUGGUCAUUUAACACUGCGACCAGUCUACAAACGGGAACCAAAACGGCUUCUGCCCAGCACUCUGCUGUGAACCCAAACACGCUGCCAUCCAGCCUGUCCCACACCACCACCAUUGCCAGCACAGGCAGCAGAGGGAGAGUUCACAGCAACAGGGGGACCAAGAUCAGAAACAACAUCUUCCUACAAAUGGACAACCAGCAGCUGAAAAAAGAUGUUGGUCCAGUGCAGAGUUUUGGCUCCACAUCCCUCCUUUCUUCCCAUAAUCCCACUCUACAGCUCCAAACUUCACCUUUCUGUGCAUCCAGACACUCUGUCAUUAUCCCCUCGUCUGUUCUGAGCACUGCGGUCAACAUUUCAACUCCAGAAUCUUUCCUGCAAGAUAAAUCAUCCAGAUCAGAGGAGAUAGAGGAUAUUGACAGAGCUGCUCUGGCUCAGAAGUUUUCUGUAACACGGAGGUUGUUUGAGACCAAGGUGAUGGAGGACGGAGGUGGUGGAGGGCAGGUUUCAAAAAGUAUUUCUGGCAGGGAAAGCAAGGGGACUGCAGGUGGAGAAGAGGAAGAUAUUGAAAAAGAGGAAGAUGAGAGUGGGAAAAGGAAUCACACAGAAGAGGAUGGCUGUGAUGAAGACGAAUCCAUAAACCUACCCAUCAUAAAUAUUCCCUUCCCAAAGCCUACUGCACAGGCCUCACUGACAAGUCACGAUAAAUCUAGUGUAUCGGAUGGCCCGAGUGAAUCAUCCAACAGAUCUCCCUAUCUUGACAAACAUGGUGGAACCACAGGAUCACAAUCCAAGGAAAGCAGGACAGCAAGCGCACCUCGUGACCUCUUCUUGACUCCUGAGGAGCCAGUGAGGGCAGAACUCGUCGACGUGAACAACGGGUCAUCGGAAAGUGACGACAAUGAAGAAGAAAAGGAGCAGAAGGAGGGCAACAAUUGUCUUGAAGACGAGGGGGUAAAGUACAUGGAUAAUGUAGCAGCAGAAACUGUGGAAGUUGAUUUUUCUGAAAAGCCCAGCCUGGAAACAUCAGGACCCUAUGUGUUGGAAAACGGAGUGGAGCUGAGGGAAGGUCGACCAGUUGUUCCCUCAGGCGAACACCAGAAGGAGUUAUCAACCAGCAUGUCACGGAAAAGAGAGACCGAGAAUGACGGUGAAGGGGGAAGAGACAAGUAUCAGCAGGUGAAGGAAGAAUGGGAGGGUGAACGGGAGGGGCAGACCAGACCGCUCUUGGCUGAGAAGUCAAGAGAAAACAGGAGCAAAGGGGAGAAAAAGACUGUUGGAGAAGUGGGAGAAAGUUCUGCAAGGGCCGAGAGAGGCAUAAUGCAAGAGGAGGACAAUGAUAAGGAAGUUAAGACAGACAGUGAAGAGAAGAAAAUAACUGAGAAGGAAGAAGGUUCAACAUCUGAGCUGCAUGAGGAGGGCAGAGAAGGUAGUGACGGUAUAGAAGGAGGCAAAGGGGACCAGACCGGAGCUGCGUUACUCGGUGGGAUUGAGAACGAGGCGUUUGUGGAUGAGCCGGCAUCUCCCUCUCACCCAGAGCAUUUAAGACGGGAAUGGGAACACUCUGUGCAUGAUGAUCGGCCUUUAUUGCAAUAUGAGGAAAUUCCUGGAGUGACUGAACUAGAGGAGGAUGUUGAGGAUGCAGCAGAAGAGCAGCAGAAGAGAAGGGUCAGGUUCACCUCGGCACCAAUCAAGGUGUACAGAACUUAUUCUAAUGCAGAGUACGACAGACGCAAUGAAGACAUUGACCCGGUGUCGGCCUCAGCCGAGUUCGAGCUGGAGAAGAGAGUGGACAGGAUGGAUGUCUUUCCAGUGGACAUAGAGAAGGGAGAUGAGGGUCUGGGCAUUAGUAUCAUAGGAAUGGGUGUUGGAGCUGACCAGGGUCUGGAAAAACUGGGAAUCUUUGUGAAGACGGUCACUGAAGGAGGAGCAACACAGAAGGAUGGAAGGAUUCAUGUGAACGACCAGAUCGUGGAGGUGGAUGGGGUGCGUUUGGUUGGCGUCUCCCAGCUGUUUGCAGCCACAGUCCUCAAGAACACGUCGGGCCUUGUCAAGUUUCUGAUUGGGCGAGAGAAGGAGGGGGUGGAGAGCGAGGUGGCACGACUAAUCAACGAAAGCCUGGAAAUGGAUAAAACACCCAGUGAGAGGGAAAGAGCAAGCGGAGAUGAGGAUAAUGACAGUAGCCUUUCAGAGAAGUCGUUGGAAGAGGAGGAAGACGAAGACGAAGAGGAAGACGCGUCUUUUAUUUCCAGUCUGGACAAUGAACAAGUCUACCUCAAAUACCAGCAGAUUCAGUCCAAAUUACGACGCAAAGCAGCCCGACUUCAACGUACUAGAGAAAAGUUAAACGUGUUGGCGGAGCAGCAGCAAGUUGAUUGGGAGAGCCAAAAGAUUGAGCUGGAGCAGAAGGUGGAGGAUGGAGAGGACAAGGCUGAGAAACUAGAGAAGUAUUGGCAGGAGGCCCAGACACUAUGCAGAGUUGUGAGCCAGCGACUGGCUGAUGCCCAGAGCCAAUCAGACAGCUUGGAGAUAAAAUAUAACAAAGCCAAGAGACUGGUCAGAGAAUACCAGAGCAGAGAUGAGGAAAGGGAGCAAAGAGAAACAGACUUAAGAGGAGAAAUGGUGGAGAGAGAGAAGCUGCACAGAGAAACGGUUGAAAGACUACAAAUCCAGAUAGCUCAGCUGGAGAGAAAAGAGGCUGCUCCUGAAAGAAAGAACCACUCUGUGGACACUUCAGUCACAGACUGGUAUAUGCCACUUCCUGAUACGCGACUGCUCGACUCGAGCGCUCACAAAGCCAGAGCUCAGCUGGCCCAGAAAUCCAAGCGCCAGCCGCCCUCUCGAGACAAACUCCGAGAGAGCUUUAAAAAACAGGAACGAGAAGUUCAGAAGCCCCAGGAGAGCGACUCCCCGUCUGCUCCGACAGCGACGCAAAGGAACGAUAGAAGUGACCUGUCCAGCUCCUCGUCUUUCCCGGCCCUCAGCCCUCGGCCUCCCAACAGCUUUGUCUUCACUCCUCCCAUCUACAUCACGGACGAUGUCACUCCCUCACCAUGCAAAUCUUCCGCAUCCAGGAAGUCCAAAAGGAAAUUUCCCGACCUCAGUGGCCUUCGCAAGUCUCUGAGCAAAAGGAGAAGUGACAAACUCAGCCAAAGGACCAUGAACAGGGCUUCGUGCGGUGAACUGGGGGACAAGCCUGCUGUCGUUUCUCCGUCGGGUUCGUUGACCUCCAUGCCUUCCUGCCUGCCCUUUCCCUGGUUUGGAGAGCGAGGGAGAGAAAAAGAAGUGGAUGUUGAGAGAGGCAGGAAGAGACUUCGCUCUGUGUCCAGCAGCAGCUUACCGUACCUGACCACCACAGGGAGAAGAGACCAGAGUAUUGACUGUCCAGUGGAGUGCUCCGGCAUGGUGGGUCAUGUCUCUGAUCUCUCUCUUUCUGGACGCACUCAUGCUUUCACCGUUUCCUCCACCGAGACAUUGGAUGACGACACCGUUCCCACCAAUAACAACAACCAGUGGCAGAGCCGGCCUGUGUUGCAGUGGGACAGGCAGCAGGUGUGUCUGUGGCUGAUUGCCAUGAACAUGGACGAGUACACGUCUGAGUUUGCAGCCAGAGGUGUGGACGGGACACAGCUGCUCAACAUGGACAGUGAGAAACUCAAGGCUCUGGGGGUGUGCAGUCAAAGCGACCGGUCUGCCCUCAAGAGGAAGCUGAAGGAGAUAAAGAAAAGGGAGGGAAAAGAAGAGAAGAGGCUGGAAAAGAAGAACACUGUUUUGAAUAAGAAGGGUGAAGACAAAGAGAGAGCCAGGGUGAUGAUGAUGAAGUCUAUCCACGUUGCCAGAGGCAGCAGAAGCACCCUAAGAACCGAGUCCCUCUUGUGAAAGGGGAGGGGUGAUGUUGGAGCUUUACCAGCAGCAAGGGGGCGUGUUUGCAGCCUAACUCGCACAAAAAUGCACUUGAACCUAUUUCUAUUUAGUCGAUAGAAACCACGAUAUGUACUGCACACAUCCUAAUGACUAUCUUUAGUAUUCACACUGGUUGAUUGUAAUCAAUGGAUCAUUGGACCAGAGCAGGUUGACUCUACCGCCAAAGUUCAGUCGCAGCAAAUAUGUGUCUGUAAAGUUUGCCAAACUACAGGGAUUUCAUCAUGAACCUAAAUGUAUCCCAAGAAUGAUUUUAAUAUUUAACGACGUGCUGCUUUAAGCACUCAGGUAUUGGCUCUAAAUGUUUUUUUACUGUCUUAAUAAAUAACUUUAAAGCUC
Pseudoliparis swirei is the source of this 4879-nucleotide messenger RNA. RefSeq names its product neurabin-1-like. Gene Ontology annotation, cellular component: postsynaptic density; actin cytoskeleton; dendrite. Gene Ontology annotation, biological process: actin filament organization; neuron projection development; calcium-mediated signaling. NCBI's taxonomy places the organism in Eukaryota, Metazoa, Chordata, Actinopteri, Perciformes, Liparidae. Bases 545 to 4498 code for a protein of 1317 amino acids. The record is from RefSeq and is a predicted model, not a curated record. Gene Ontology annotation, molecular function: actin filament binding. The transcript has 20 exons.